CAGAGACAGCCCGUGGGAAAGCGAAGAGAAGCUUAGGGAAGCCGGCGCUCCCGUUCCACCAAAACUCGCCCGACUGCAACGCCUAUCAUCCGCAGCCUGGGGGAGGUAAGAGCUCCUGCAUCUCCCAGAUGGGCUUGGACCACAGGUCCCAUCGCCUCCAGCGUCCAGAAAGAUGUUUGGGACUCGGCUCCAGUUAAGGACUGUCAGGAUUGGUGUCAUUUCAAAACACUGCGGGGCACCACCACGUUGGCUUCUUCUGGCCUACAACGCCUCCCUCUCAAAAUAGUGUCUCCAAACGUGCUGGACUACGGCUUCCAUCAUCCCCAAACCUCCCUGCUUGUGGAGAACAAGAGGUGAUCCUGGCUAGGCUCUUCCCCUCCAGGGAAAUCCGAUUUGAAGAAAAGUUCCCAGUUUAGAAACUCGUAUGUUUUUUUGUGAAAUGUGCCUUGUUUGGCCAAGGGAAGAGUUUUUCAUCUACCCAAGAUAGGUCAUUAAAUAAGAACGUUGCAAGAACGUGCAGAAUAGCCCCCACACAGCCCUUAAGAUCGGUUCACUUGCACUUUGGGCGUGCAAACAUCAGAUAGUUUAGGAUUGUGGGCGGAGACAUGGAAAGAGAAAAUCCAGGCAGGGAAGCUGUCCUCAUUACGGGUGGAAGUGGAUAUUUUGGGUUUCGGUUGGGCUCAGCCUUAGCCAAGAGCAAAGUGGAUGUGACCCUGUUUGAUGUUUCCAAGCCCACCCAAGAGAUGCCCAAAGGUGUGAAAUUUGUGCAGGGUGACAUCUGUGUGAUCCGUGAAGUGGAAGAGGCACUCCAGGGUAUGUCUUGUGUCUUCCAUAUUGCUUCCUAUGGAAUGUCUGGCCGGGACCAGCUCAACCCAAGGCGUAUAGAAGAGGUGAACGUCAAAGGAACCAACAACAUCAUUGAAUCUUGCAGGAAAGUUGGAAUCUCCAUACUUAUAUACACCAGCACGUACAAUGUAGUCUUUGGAGGUCAAGUCAUAGAAAACGGAGAUGAAUCUUGGCCUUAUCUACCCCUCCAUCUUCACCCUGACCAUUACUCAAGGACCAAAGCUUUGGCUGAAAUGAAAGUUCUGGAGGCCAAUGGGACAGUCCUAAGGGAUGGUCAGGGAAUUUUGAGGACCUGUGCCAUAAGACCUGCUGGCAUUUAUGGACCAGGAGAGCAGAGGCAUCUUCCAAGGAUUGUCAACUACAUUGAGCAGGGGUGGUUCCGCUGCAUGUACGGGGAUCCUAACAGCCUGGUGGACUUUGUGCAUGUAGACAACUUGGUGCAAGCUCAUAUUUUAGCAGCAGAGGCUCUGGGUGCCACCAAAAACCAUGUGGCUGCUGGCCAAGCCUAUUUCAUUUCUGAUGGGAGGCCAGUCAAUAAUUUUGAAUUCUUCCGUCCUUUGGUGGAAGGUUUAGGAUACACCUACCCUUCUCUCCGCCUCCCUCUGCCACUCGUUUACUUCUUUGCAUUUGUUAUAGAAUUGAUCCAUGUUGCAGUGAGGCGCCUGUAUAACUUUCAGCCCCUCCUCACUCGCACUGAAGUUUACAAAACUGGCGUGACCCAUUUUUUCAGCUUAGCCAAAGCUAGAAGGGAGCUGGACUACAAACCUCAGCCUUACAGCCUGGGCGAAGUGGUGAGGUGGUUCCGAGCCCAUGGUCACGGCCGGAAGUUUAGCAAGUCCUCUGAAAAACACUCCCUCAGAAAUGGCGCUCUGGUCUUCCUUGCGGCAGCAAUGGUCCUUUUGUGGUUGCUGACAUUUUCUUGGAGCUCCUUUUGAAGCUCCUCAAAUAAGAAAACACGGCAAGCGGUGCAGCGGCCUCGAGGUGGAGCUCUCGCCUCACACUCAGGAGGCUGUGAGUUCAAUCCUAGGCAGCGGCGGAGGUUUAGGAGUAAUUGUAAAAGCUCCAAACUCCG
Pseudonaja textilis is the source of this 1918-nucleotide messenger RNA. The record is from RefSeq and is a predicted model, not a curated record. NCBI's taxonomy places the organism in Eukaryota, Metazoa, Chordata, Lepidosauria, Squamata, Elapidae.